Molecule: messenger RNA, 2100 nt
Organism: Drosophila busckii
Lineage: Eukaryota; Metazoa; Arthropoda; Insecta; Diptera; Drosophilidae
Product: sphingomyelin phosphodiesterase
Exons: 4
Coding region: 11-1996 (661 amino acids)
Biological process (GO): sphingomyelin catabolic process; ceramide biosynthetic process
Cellular component (GO): lysosome
Molecular function (GO): acid sphingomyelin phosphodiesterase activity
Source: RefSeq, a predicted model, not a curated record
UUGAGUUGAGAUGGUUUCGAACUGGAGCUGUGGUCUACUCCUGCUGGCCUCAGUGCUAGUGGCAAGCGCACACAAUCUGCCAGGUGUGCCCAGUAGCCAGACUGGCGAUGAGGAUCUCAUUAGCGCGGUUUCAGCCAGCGUAGCGCAUGAGCUCAGCGAAGAGUUUAUCAAGUAUACGCGCACAGGCGUAGAAUCAACGAGAUUACGUCAGUUGGGCGCAGAGCUGCGCACUUCGCACUCGCGCCAGGAAAUAUUCACCGAAUCGCUGGUGGAUCUGAGCGCAGCGGAUCAGUAUUUCAUAUGCACCGCUUGUCGCGCUACGGUCAAUGUGUUUGCUCGUACUUUGACCAGCGGUGAGCUUAGUGGACCCAAUCGCGAUGCGGAAGCCAAGCGCACAUUUGUCGGACUCUGCACUUAUUUGGACAUACAGAGCGCAGAGAUUUGUGGUGGCCUCUUCGAUCUCAAUUGGCCGCUGUUUGACUUUAUUGUCAAUGAGACCAUAGCCGAGUCCAACAGCAUUUGUGGCCUGCUGCCCAUUACCAUUUGCCAGAUCAAACAGGAUGAGUACAAGCUCAAUGUGACAUAUACUGCUAAUAACCCUACAACCGAACAUAACUCAUACACGACGCCAAGCAGCGACAAGGAUCUGCAUGUUCUGCAGCUUACGGACAUACAUUAUGAUCCGGAGUACAAGGUGGGUGGCUGGGCGGCUACUUGCCAGGAUCCGCUUUGCUGUCGACUGGAUUUGCCUGCGAAUAGCAACGCCGCUGGGGCUGGCUACUGGAGCGACUACAAUGUCUGCGAUUCGCCCAAGCAUAUGAUAGUCAAUGCCUUUGAACAUAUUAGCAAGACGCAUAAGUUGAACUGGAUCUAUCAUACGGGCGAUGUGCCGCCGCAUAAUGUUUGGUCCACCACCAAGCAGGGCAACAUGGAUAUGCUAACGGAAAUUGAUUCACUCAUUGCUAAACAUUUUCCCGAAACACCAGUGUACUCCUGCCUGGGCAAUCACGAGCCACAUCCCACUAACGUUUUUGGCAACGAAGCUGUGCCUGCUGAGCUAAAGGUCGACUGGCUGUACCAGCAUGUGUGGAGUCUGUGGUCCAAGUGGCUGCCAGCUGAGGCGAAGACGACAGUGCUGCGUGGUGGUUACUAUACAGUCUCGCCCAGCAAGGGCUACCGCAUCAUAGCGCUGAACAGCAUGGACUGCUAUCUGUUCAACUGGUGGCUGCUCUACGAUGGCUCCUUGGUGCUGGAGCAGCUGCAGUGGUUGCACGACACACUGCAGAAGGCAGAGGAUGCGGGCGAGGUGGUGCAUAUACUUUCGCAUAUACCCAGUGGCGAUAGUGACUGUUGGUCUGCGUGGUCAGCGGAGUACAAUCGGCUGCUGGCGCAUUUUAGAAAGACUAUAACGGGCAUCUUUAAUGGCCAUACGCACAAGGAUGAGCUGAACGUGCACUACACUGCUGAGGGUUGGGCAGUGGCUGUAUCCUGGAACGGCGGCAGCUUGACCAGCUUGUCUAACAAGAAUCCCAACUAUCGCGUUUAUCAAGUGAACCACGAGAACUGGAAAGUUGUCAACUACGAAACACACAUAUUUAAUUUAACCGCAGCCAAUCUGCAGCCCGAUACGCCACCCAAUUGGUUUAAGGAGUACGAGUUUGUGCGUGAAUACACCUCUGACAUGAGUCCUGCCGGCAUUCAUGAGCUGCUAAACAAAAUGGCCAAGCAGCCAAACCUAUUGCGUAAGUUUUGGCGCUUCAAGCACGCCCAAGCCGAUCCCAAGCUCGCCGAGGGCUGCGAUGACAAGUGUCUAAGCCAAACGAUUUGCCGCAUGGCCACCAGCAACUAUAAGGACAAGACACGCUGCAAGCAGCUGCAGGCCAUACUAAAGGAGACCCUGGCAAAUGAGGACCCCGAGGACGAUGGUGCCAGCGCCUUGUUUGCCUACAGCUUCAGCUCUCUGCUGGCGCUCUAUGGCAUUAUGCGUUUAUUUUAAGCCCAAAUACAAUUAAAUGAACUAGAAGCUUGAUAUUUACUUUUUAACACGCAGAAAUUGUUUUUGUUAUACACAUCAAUAUAAUUACAGAAAAUUUCCAAAUA